Molecule: messenger RNA, 745 nt
Organism: Physeter macrocephalus (sperm whale)
Lineage: Eukaryota; Metazoa; Chordata; Mammalia; Artiodactyla; Physeteridae
Gene: EMP2
Product: epithelial membrane protein 2
Exons: 5
Coding region: 173-676 (167 amino acids)
Biological process (GO): regulation of cell-matrix adhesion; cell adhesion; positive regulation of integrin-mediated signaling pathway
Cellular component (GO): plasma membrane; cytoplasm
Molecular function (GO): protein kinase binding
Source: RefSeq, a predicted model, not a curated record
GCUCGGCGCCACGGAGAGGGAGGAGGGAGGGCGCCCAGUCCCAGCCCAGAGCUUCAAAACAGUCCGGCGGCCUCGCCUCGCGCCCCAGCCCGACUAUCUGUCCAGCCGCCAGCAUCCGCACAUCUCCUCUGGGCUUUAAACGCUACUCCGUGCGCCACCGUGCCCCGUGAAAAUGUUGGUGCUUCUGGCUUUCAUCAUCAUCUUCCACAUCACGUCUGCGGCGUUGCUCUUCAUUGCUACCAUCGACAACGCCUGGUGGGUAGGAGAGGAGUUUUUUGCAGAUGUCUGGAGAGUAUGCAUCAACAACACGAAUUGUACAGAAAUCGAUGACUCCAUUCAAGAAUUCUCCACGGUGCAGGCGGUCCAGGCCACCAUGAUCCUGUCCACCAUCCUCUGCUGCAUUGCCUUUCUGAUCUUCGUGCUCCAGCUCUUCCGCCUCAAGCAGGGAGAGAGAUUUGUUUUAACCUCCAUCAUCCAGCUCAUGUCGUGCCUGUGUGUCAUGAUUGCAGCUUCCAUUUAUACAGACCGGCGCGAAGACAUUCACAAGAACAACUCAAAACUGUACGACCUGACCUCGGACGGCAGCUACGGCUACUCCUUCAUCCUGGCCUGGGUGGCAUUUGCUUUCACCUUCAUCAGCGGCCUCAUGUACCUGAUACUGAGGAAGCGCAAAUAGAGCCGAGGAGCUGGGUCGCUUUCGCUGCAGUACAGAAUCCACGUUCAGAUAACCGUUUUGUAUAUAAUC